Messenger RNA from Ectocarpus sp. CCAP 1310/34, 2289 nucleotides. The record is from the annotation of a GenBank genome assembly. NCBI's taxonomy places the organism in Eukaryota, Phaeophyceae, Ectocarpales, Ectocarpaceae.
CUGUCUCCCUCCGAAAUCAAAACAAGAGACACUGCCAUCCACCAUAUCUACCCUCUAUGGGUUCGUCUUGCUGCUGCUGCUGCUUCCCGUGCCUAGAGCCCAAUGACCCCGUUCGAGCGGUGACCUCUCGGUUCCUGUCCCAGCGAAGCUUCCUCUGCUACAAGGUUAUCGCGACCAUCUAUUUUGUGUUCUGGUGCUACUUUUGGCCGUUUGGGGAAGAUAUCGAUGAUGCUCACAAGUUCGUCACCUACUGGGGGUGGUACAUGGCUGCAAUCUAUUUUUUGGUGUCGACGGCAACGGCAUACUCGUUCUUGGGCUCCCCGAUGGCUUCCGACGGCCCGGUUCGAGGGACGCACGCUGUUGCGCCGCAUCGCGGGAACCGGAACCAACCGUUGUCAAGCAACAGGCGGGCUCUCCUUGGCUUUCAGGUCUUCUCCUGGAACGUGGCUUGUGUUGGAUCUCUGGUUAUCGUCACGGUGUUCUGGGUGGCCCUCUUCGACAACACCCCGCUGACGUCCACCGACGUAAACGCCCACAUUCUCAUCGCCCCUGUCAUGGCGAUCGACCAGCUCUUGGUGGCGACGAAGUUCGAGCGAAAGCAGAUGCUGGCCUCCUUCUUGUUCUCGAUUGUGUACGUGGCCUUCAACAUAGUUUUCUUCCUGACGGCCCCCGAGGACGAGAGGGUGAUCUACGGCCAGAUGGACUGGGGGGAGAGCGUCGGCAACUCGGCCGCCUUUGCCGCGGUGGUCACCUUCGUGCUGGUCCCGCUAGGAGGCUUGAUCCACUACUGCGUCUUCAGGCUUCGAGAGUAUAUUUACGAGACUUGCGGUGGCGGUAGCCGGCCAUCUUCUCAUUCUGACAUCGAAGAAGGCGGCGUGGUCACCGCAAUUUUCUCGCGCUGAUGGCCGACGAGAGCAUGAUUGGUUCACUAAGAGGAAAACGCACGAGCUAGCCCCGUGCGGGUCGGCGAGCGUAGGUUUUGGGUGGUGAUCGAAUCCCGAAACAGGUGCUGACAAAACAUCGUUCGCACAAUCGUCAGGUCGACUGUUGAGGGGGGUAGGUAUUAGCAUUUUCGAGGAGGGUGUUUUUUGGUGUGACGAAGUGGUUUUGACUUUGCAGGGGCGCGUAUUGAGCCGUGCGCAAAGGGCUUGUUGGAAUUUCCUGGAAAAAUGCAGGGGAAGCCUGGGUGAUGAAUAUCUGCGCAUUGGCAUUCAUUUUACCCUUCACGCUCUCAGCCGGGUGGCGGAUCAUUAAGCAAUAACGUCGUGUGAUGAGACCGGCGUCUUUGUGCUCCGAAGACAAACGGUGCAGAGAGAAAACAGCGCGUACGAGGGUCUUGUCUGCCGGAAAUAUAUCAGACUGCGUUCGUUCUAACGCCGAAGACCUGGGUUCGUGGGACCGGCGGGGGUUGCGUGGGCAAAGCCGUGGACAUCCACGGGAUUUCCACCCUCGUACCAGUCUGCUCCUCGAUUUGAGUGCUGUCGUAUGGCACCACCUUGAGUCUUGGAGACCGCCGAGAACACGGCCGACGCCUCGCAUUCCCGAAGCCUAAAUUAUCGUCGAGGGAUUUUGAUUCGAAUGCAGACUGUUAAGCAAGCGAUAAGCCUGGACUAUCUUGGAUGCGUGAUUUCCUGUAUCAACAGCAGCAAUUGCAGUAUAAUUCCCGAGGGUUUAUGUGGGUGAACUCAGAAUGAGUUGUUGCCUGUAAGUUAUUUUCGUCGUUAUAGGUGCUGCGAAGCUCAAGGACUCACUGGGUGCGUUUUGCCGGGGGUGGUGAGAAUUUAUUACGCUGUUUUGAAUUUUGAAUGUCGGAAGACGACCAAGUUUCUCGUGUAUCUUGCCUACUUCGUGGUAUUUUUCCUUGAGUUUUUCUCCCAGGGGGAAGGCGGCAGGGGCCAUUAGCCCAGAAUUCCGAUUUGGUUUGUACCCUGUUGUUUCUUCGUGUAACAUUACUUUUUUCGUUGUGCAAGUUGUUGUGUAAGUUUUUUAUCUUUGAGCGUUUGUGAUGGUGUUCUGACCUGCUUUUUAGAAAGUAUUUAGUGUUAUGGAAAUGUUAGCACAUAGCCAGUAUUAUUCGUCAAUGUUCAGUGGCACUGCUCUUGUAUAUCGUAGAUCUCAUAUGUGUCGGUUAGAAUGUCGGUUAGAAUGUAACGUAAGUAUGUGCAUGCGGAGGAAUUACUCUCGCAGUAUUCUCUGCAUGGUGCUUUGUAGCUGAGUAGCUCUCUCGUUUGAUCCUUCCGGAUUGUGUUGGCCACGUAAGCGCCAGUGUUCGAAUUUCUUUACAUCUUU